Kwoniella mangroviensis CBS 8507 is the source of this 357-nucleotide messenger RNA. RefSeq lists its product as uncharacterized. NCBI's taxonomy places the organism in Eukaryota, Fungi, Basidiomycota, Tremellomycetes, Tremellales, Cryptococcaceae. The transcript has 3 exons. The record is from RefSeq and is a predicted model, not a curated record. Bases 1 to 357 code for a protein of 118 amino acids.
AUGGUCAAGAGAGAAAGACCUGCUUCACCUGUUUCUUCCGACGUUUCAAAUUCGACUCUGACUCCGUACGAUUCAAUUUCAAUCAAGGAUGAGAAACCUCCUGUUAAUAACAAGAAGGUUAGAUGUUCACCUAAAAAGGAGAAUGGUGGGAAGGGAGGUACGAAGGUGCCAUGGUCGAUCGAAGAAGAUGAAGCGUUAAUCGUCAUUCUGGAUCAAAUUAUCAAAUGUCAACUUUGGCCCGCUAUCAAAUCAUCUGGAAAUUCUCAACUUAUCCAGAGAGGAAGCUAUGGUGCACAAUAUCAUGCCAAAUUACUUUUGAAACAAGGAAAAACAUCUUCAGCAUUAUCUCGAAAAUGA